Messenger RNA from Tachyglossus aculeatus (Australian echidna), 603 nucleotides. RefSeq names its product nudix hydrolase 2 (gene NUDT2). The transcript has 2 exons. Gene Ontology annotation, biological process: AMP biosynthetic process; ATP biosynthetic process. Gene Ontology annotation, molecular function: bis(5'-nucleosyl)-tetraphosphatase (asymmetrical) activity. The record is from RefSeq and is a predicted model, not a curated record. The coding region runs from base 48 to 488 and encodes 146 amino acids. Lineage: Eukaryota; Metazoa; Chordata; Mammalia; Monotremata; Tachyglossidae.
GGUGCUCCCAGGCACUUCCGUGCAUCGUCCAAAUUGCUGGGGAGAUCAUGGCUCUAAGAGCUUGUGGUUUGAUCAUCUUCCGGCGACCUCGCAUCCCCAAGGUGGACAACAAUGCCAUCGAGUUUCUUCUGCUGCAGGCGUCGAACGGGACUCACCACUGGACUCCUCCGAAAGGCCACGUGGACCCGGGAGAGAACGAUCUGGAGACCGCCCUGCGGGAGACCCAGGAGGAAGCGGGCCUGGCCCCCAGCCAGCUGACCCUCAUCGAAGGGUUCAAGAGCGAGCUGAGCUACGUGGCGUGGAACAAACCCAAGACGGUGAUCUACUGGCUGGCAGAAGUGAACGACUACAACGCCGAGAUCCGCCUCUCAGAUGAGCACCAGGCUUACCGCUGGCUGGGCCUGGAGGAGGCGUGCCAGCUGGCACAGUUCGAGGACAUGGAGCGCUCGCUCAGACAAGGGCACCAGUUCCUCUGCUCCAGUGAGUAAUGGCGGUAGCCACUGCUCUACUGAGCGCCCAACGCGCUCCCCGCCCACCGUAAGUGGCCAUCCGAUUGCCUAAACCCUCGGCCCAGGGCGGCUCCGAAUAAAUACCUAAGUGUCA